UCGUCCAUCCCUCGAUUUCAUGCAAGUUCUCCGAUUCUUUCAUACGAUCGAGCAAAACACAAGCAUGAAAGUCAUCCAGGGAAAAUUUCUCAGGGCCUGCCUACGGAAGUGCAGAAAGUUGGAUACAAAAGCAAUAUCUCCUGCACCCUGUGACAGAUGCUGGCAACUGCUUUCAUCACGGUCAGUGCGUAAAAAAAAGAAGACCGUUCCCAGGGAUGUUCCCAAGGGCCACUUGGCGAUCUACGUAGGUGAAUUCAGAAAAAGAUUUGUGAUCAAAAUUACCUUACUCGACCACCCACUGUUCAGAGCGUUGCUGGAUCACGCUCAAGAAGUAUAUGAUUUCACUGCAGACUCGAAGCUGUGUAUCCCUUGCGAUGAGAGCAUUUUCCUUAGCGUUGUCCGCUGCGCUACAUCCCCAGAAAAUCAACCAAUCUGCAUCUCCCUUUGAUGGCUCACCUAAGGAGUUUGGAUCAGAUUUUUGCCAGGAUCUUUUUGACUCCCUCGUAUAUUAGCACGAUGUUAUAUAGCUGUUACUUCUUGUACACCA
Coffea eugenioides is the source of this 547-nucleotide messenger RNA. RefSeq names its product auxin-responsive protein SAUR50. Gene Ontology annotation, biological process: response to auxin. The transcript has a single exon. Bases 20 to 448 code for a protein of 142 amino acids. The record is from RefSeq and is a predicted model, not a curated record. Lineage: Eukaryota; Viridiplantae; Streptophyta; Magnoliopsida; Gentianales; Rubiaceae.